UAUGGAAAAUAUGAGACAGAAAUAAGGUAAUAGAAGGAAACAUACGUCCCUAAACAGAUGUAACCCCGCCUUGAUUUUCCACAGUUCUUUACAGUCGCCGCGUCUCCUGCCUCCGUCAGUACCGAAGGUAACUCCGUGCGUAAAGCUCCUGGACAACAGACGGACACAGCACAGUUUUUAAAUCUCUGCUUUACUUCUCCGAAGAAAAUACUUCUUUUAGUUUUUCGCUCCACGAAAGCAGUUUUAUUCUAUUUUUAUUUGUAUGUAGCUGUUGUUUUUUUUUUUUAUUCUCUCCAGUGCGAUUUUCCUAACAGUAGGUACUAAUGCCUCGCACCCGAGCCGCUGCACCGACUCGGUUCAUUUAUAAAGAGUAAACAAUGUGCAAAGCAAAUGAAGGAUACAGUGGGAGCUAACUGUGGAUGGUCUUGGAUUUAAUAGUCGGUGUCUGUAAAAAAAACAAAGAUUCAGUCAAACUUAUGGCGUGAAGGGCCCAUUCUUGGCCUUCGUCACUCACAGCUAAUGGAUGUCAUUACACAGUAUGCCUACAAUGACAGUUUCUUUGAAAACGGAACAUGGAACUUCAACGAAACAGAUCAAGAGCACAAGCACCCUUACAACUACUAUGCCAUGCUGCUUACUCUGCUCAUCUUCGUCAUCGUCUUCGGCAACGUGCUGGUGUGCAUGGCUGUGUCCAGAGAGAAGGCUCUGCAGACCACCACCAACUACUUGAUUGUCAGCCUGGCUGUUGCUGACCUUCUGGUGGCCACAUUGGUUAUGCCCUGGGUUGUCUACUUAGAGGUAGUGGGAGAGUGGCGCUUUAGCAAGAUCCACUGUGACAUCUUUGUCACUCUGGAUGUGAUGAUGUGUACAGCCAGCAUCCUCAAUCUCUGUGCCAUCAGCAUUGAUCGUUACACAGCAGUUGCAAUGCCAAUGCUGUACAAUACUCGCUACAGUUCCAGGAGAAGGGUCACAGUAAUGAUCUCCGUGGUGUGGGUACUGUCUUUUGCCAUAUCAUGCCCCCUCUUGUUUGGCCUAAAUAACACAGCUACCCGUGAUGAGUCCCUCUGUGUGAUCGCCAAUCCGGCCUUUGUGGUAUACUCUUCCAUCGUGUCCUUCUAUGUUCCCUUCAUCAUCACUCUGCUGGUUUAUGUGCAAAUUUAUGUGGUCCUGAGGAAGCGCAGAAAACGCGUAAACACAAAACCAAAGCAGCGUGUCUGUCAGGCUGCUAACCCUGAUGUGGCCACUUCACUGAAGGAUAAGUGCACUCAUCCAGAGGAUGUGAGGUUGUGCACCAUGAUUGUUAAAUCGAAUGGGAGUUUUCCUGUCAACAAGAAGAAAGUGAUAUUUAUCAAAGAUGGAGUCAAUGAAGGCGAAGAUCUGGAGUUGGAUGAGCUGAACAACAGCGGCAGCAGUCAGAAGCAGAAGCAGCAGCCGCAGCGUGCUCUAGCAGACACUCCAGCCACCAGCCAUCAGCUAUUGAUGCCCAACAAGGCCAAUGCUAGCCCCACAUCCACACCUCCCACACCCCCUGAGGAGGGACAAAAAGCUGAAAAGAACGGAGAUCCUACAAAGGAGGCCCUGGGGGAUCCGGCUCCCGUUGUGACAAAAGCUUUCCAGACACAGGCCUUACCUAAUGGCAAGACUCAGACCUCUGUGAAGACCAUGAGCAAGAGGAAGAUCUCCCAACAGAAGGAAAAGAAAGCCACUCAGAUGUUAGCUAUCGUCCUUGGUGUAUUCAUCAUAUGCUGGCUGCCGUUUUUCAUUACGCAUAUCUUGAACACCCACUGCACAAAAUGCAAGGUUCCCGCUGAGAUGUAUAAUGCUUUCACUUGGCUGGGCUACGUAAAUAGCGCUGUAAAUCCCAUCAUAUACACCACCUUUAAUGUCGAGUUCAGAAAGGCAUUCAUUAAGAUCUUGCACUGCUAAACUUGCCACAUAACUUGUCUGAUCAGACUGAGUAUGGAAUGAUGAAUACAAGCAUCUCUUCUGGCAAAUACCUCAUCCUGUUAAGGGAAACGCACCACAAGGGGAAACUGCAAUCUGCUUUUUAAAGUUAUGGAGCUGAGUGACUGAAAAACUGAUAGUGUCUUAUUGAAAGGCAUGUUGGCUCUAUAUGUGAAUUGUUUGUGGAGUUUCUGUUCUCCAAAUCACUGAAUGUAAAACAAGAAAUGUCUGUAACAAUGACCUGUUUCAUGGAGAAAAGACGAAAUGUAACAUUGUUCUCUAAAAAUCAUUGUGCUUGUCACGUAAGGAGCCAUCUGUGUAUACCACACACAUACAAGUCGCAAACUGCUAUUUAUUGUGUGUGUGCUUUAUGUUUUGAUGAUGGAAAUAUUCUACAAAUCUUAUAAAUAUCAAGUCAGUGUUCAUUACAGUGUUAAAACUGAUACGUGAGCUCUUAAUCCUAAAACUAAUCUUAUCUUAAAAUUACUGAUUGGAAUGUGUGUUGAAGACAAGAGACAAUUUACUUGCUGUGUAAUGUGGCUAUGCCAAUAUCCACAUAUUUGCAAUUUUAUAAAUUGAAAAAUCAUAUAUUAAUAUUAUUGUUGUUAUUAUUAUAAUUAUCAUUAUUUUCUGUACAUAGUUUUUCUUAACACAUUAACUGUGAUUAUAUGCCUGCGAUGGAAAUGUGAUGCAUGCUACACUGCUCCUCUACUUGACUUCUCAUGAAAUGUAUGUUUAACAAAAAAGUACAAAAGACGACUAAUAAAUAAAGUUCUAAGACACUGUUAAGUGCCACAUAAAUAUCAGUGUUUGCUGUGUGUAUACAGAUAUCCCCAUAAAUGACUCUAUUCACACAUUCUGACAUUAUUCAGCAGCCUCUCUCUUAUUCCCACGACUGGUUUGCAGUUUGAGUAAUGUUGUUUACUGGAAGUAAUUCUAAGCACUGCUGCAGUGGAGUUGUUCUGUGGCAAACUAAUGACCUGUAUGUGGAUUUUGCAGCUUCCAGGUAUAAUCAUGUGGAUGUGCUCAACCCCUAAAGCAGUUCCCCUGGGGCUUUUCCUGAGUAAGAAUGAGGUGAACUUGGCAAAACUGAAAUAAUAGUUACAGCAAUAUAUCUAUCUGCGUUUUGGGUGACAAAGCCUGCAUUAUUUUCAGUUCAACAAUAAAGACAUGGUAAUCAGUAAAGAUGUUAAUAUUUUGAUUAGCUGCAAAGCAGUGUUGCUUAAGUGAAAUCACAAAACUAUACAAUUGUCAAGCCGAAUAUUAAAUUCUAGGCAAGAAAAUAAAGUUUUCAAAAAGUGGAUUUUUUUUUUGAAUGAUGGAAUUUUUGUGCAAAUCACUGUGCAGAGUACUUGCACAUCUUGCCCAAGUGCUGUGUCCAUAAAUUAUAUGGUGAUUUUUGCUUUCCAAAGACUUGCAAGCCUGUACAAUGCUCCCUUAUUUCCAUUGGAAAUGUGAUGCAUUAGUGAAAUAAGAGAGAUAAAUGAGAUUUAGGAUCAAGCUAUAGUGAAGACAGGGUAUUCAAAUCUGAAUAUUAGAUCAAAAUGUAACUGGUAAGUGACUUGGAAGCUCACACUGAUAAAAUCGCCCUCGAUUGAAUUGAUUCACAGUGAUUUGUUUAUGACAUUAAACUGUAUAUUUGAUUCUUCUUUCGUGAUUUGGGGGAAUUUGUACAUAUUUUUCUAAUUCUUUGACUUGAGUCCCUCAACAUGUUGUAUUUGUUGUAUUUGUUAUAAAUGUUAUAUG
Messenger RNA from Larimichthys crocea (large yellow croaker), 3690 nucleotides. It is a transcript of the gene drd2a, whose product is annotated as dopamine receptor D2a. The transcript is spliced from 8 exons. Gene Ontology annotation, molecular function: G protein-coupled receptor activity; dopamine neurotransmitter receptor activity, coupled via Gi/Go. Gene Ontology annotation, biological process: negative regulation of synaptic transmission, glutamatergic; negative regulation of adenylate cyclase activity; negative regulation of voltage-gated calcium channel activity. NCBI's taxonomy places the organism in Eukaryota, Metazoa, Chordata, Actinopteri, Sciaenidae. The record is from RefSeq and is a predicted model, not a curated record. Gene Ontology annotation, cellular component: plasma membrane; glutamatergic synapse; presynaptic membrane. Bases 520 to 1926 code for a protein of 468 amino acids.